GGAUCUAACUCGCGUUACUUUGUUGUGGCGAGCAGGUGGUGAGACGGAACACGGUGGUAGUAGCAGCAGAGAGUAUUUUACGGUAGUAGUUAAAUACGAACAACUGAAUGAAUCAUGAAAACCGAACUUGAAUUUUUAUAUCUAUCCCGUUGGUAGAAACGAAAGGGACCAGCAAGGAGAGUAUGGCAGGGAAAUGAAGUCAACCAAGGAGGCAAAAGGUGUGAAGCCCAGAGCAGUAAUAGGAAGAGUUUGUGGUCGAGCUGUCAUUUAAGGAGUGAUACACACAAACACUUCAGGUUCAUAAUCUUUUAAAUUGUAAUGCUGUUGAGUCUAAGCUGUUAUUUGAAUUUAUAAUACGCAUUAAAGGGAGAUGAUGUCACUGAUUAAAACCUGCAAAAACAGGGUAAUAAUGAAACCCGUUGUAAGGAUAUUAAGAAAGGAGUUUCGGGAGCAUAGCGGGAAAGCAUCUUCACACCCUAGAAUUGAAGAACCUAUUAAAUUUGCAGAGAGCAGAGCAUCUACUUGGAAAGCAAAGUAUACAAGAAUAGGGACUGAAUCAGUUGUUUCUCCACCCUGGUACCAGGGUAUAGUUGUUUCUCUCAGUCUGGGAGUGUUUUUACUUUAUUUUUGUGUUUUUCGAGAAGAAAAUGAUAUUGAUGAAGAAUUAGGAAAGACUUUAUAUGACCGCAUUGAAGGUUUGGAAGAAUUUCAGCUACGAUCUUCUCUUAAAUACAACCUAGAAAAAGGGUUGGAUACUACAGCUAUUGAAAGAAGAUUGCAAGCAAUAGAAGAAGAAAAAAGAUCACGUAACUCUUGAACCCAGUGACAAAACCUAGAUUGUUUCUUUGAUAGUUAAGGUACAGAGUUGCCUGGUAUUUUAUACUUCUCACUUUUGCUACAGAUAACUAUCAUGUAGAUUUGGAAUUGUGUAGUACCUGAUGUCAGCAUAGUGAAAAAAAGUGUAAUAAAUUAUUAAAACAUAAUUGUACCAUUUGACAUUUUACUAUUUUAGCACUGUUUCCACAUCUAAUGUAUUAACAGAUGUACCUUGUAAUUGCAGAUUUGUGUUCUCCAAUCCCUGUUUUACUAUAAUCUGGGGAAGUACAAACAUUGUUUCAUUUAAUAUUAAGUAACCAUUAAAUUAAUAUCGCCAGAGUAUAAGGAGUAUGAGUACUGAGCCAUGGUGGCCUGACAGGUUGGGUUUCUAUCCCAUUUCCCAUCAGGGUGGCUCCGAUGUCAACUCCGCCUCCUUUCCAGGUGAAUAUCAGUACAUUUACUGGAGGUAAAGGCAGUCUGAGCUUUGUGCUCACCUUGCAAUCUCCUUGUGCCAAUAGUGAAGAAUAGGUGGAGCCUCCAUUGGUCUGUGUGCAAUUGCACAGGGCACCUUUACUUUAUAUGUUAUGCUUUAAUAUUAGAAUAUAAACAUACCCACUACUGUAAAACGUACGAAUAUUAUUUUUGCAACAUCACCAAAAAUUAUUUUACCUGAUUGCCAAUCAUCAGUACCUUCACUUCCGUUUCCCUGCUGCCUGCUCAUCGCUGCUGUCUUUGCAAUUUCUUCCCCCAUAGUAGUUGAAUGUUGAAAGAGGGAGGAUGUUAGUAGAACAGGUUAAAUUAAUUUCUGAUUUCACAAAACAUUGUUUUCACAUUUUACAUUAGUUUCGUCCAUCUGAAUUUGGGGGAUUUUUUUUUUAUCAUCAAACUAGUA
Gryllus bimaculatus (two-spotted cricket) is the source of this 1708-nucleotide messenger RNA. The record is from the annotation of a GenBank genome assembly. NCBI's taxonomy places the organism in Eukaryota, Metazoa, Arthropoda, Insecta, Orthoptera, Gryllidae.